Messenger RNA from Drosophila obscura, 567 nucleotides. RefSeq lists its product as uncharacterized. The record is from RefSeq and is a predicted model, not a curated record. Bases 35 to 511 code for a protein of 158 amino acids. The transcript is spliced from 2 exons. Lineage: Eukaryota; Metazoa; Arthropoda; Insecta; Diptera; Drosophilidae.
UAAUUAGGUUGAGGCUAUCAGCGCUGGUAAGAUAAUGGAGGCUGUAAACAUUAUCAGCGCAAACACAGAGCAGGCCAAGAUAUCAACGGCAUCGCGGGGCAUGUGGGCUCAGUUGGCCAGUGAAGGUUUUCGGAAAAUGUCGACUGCAUCGCUGAUCGUGUUCUGUGUCUGUGCGCUGCUGCUGGGACACACCCUCGGCCAAGAUCCGCCUGUAAACUAUUCGCUGCAAUGGGCCAAAGACACGGGCAUCCACAUCAGGAUGGUGAUUGAAGAGAAGCUGCCGAAUACGGCCCGGGCUCAGGCUGAGGGCAGCGAAAUUGCGGACGCCUUCGACAUGGGACUCGGACACUGCAACACCGAGCUGGUAAGCAGUCGGAACAUUGCCCAGCACAAGGUCUGUGUGAAUGCGCUGGCAGCAGGUGCUUAUGCCGCGUUGGAUCGCGUCGCUGGCCAGCAAUGGGCCAUCUAUGGCGCCAGCUCUGGAGCGUCGCGUAUCGGUUUGUUCUGGUGAUGCAGCAACAGAUACUAUUCACGAUUUAAUAUUCAAUAAAGCAACUCAGCAUUGUA